AUGUCGUAUCCUACUGAAUCCUCCGUAGUUCUACCGAGUCCACCGAGUUGCCGCAUCGGGGACGAUGAAUGCGGUCAGAGCAAACCGAGGAGAUGUGAUUUGCCCCCACUGUGGGGUCUGUUACCUAGUAAGUACUACAUAAUACUAGAAUACCUGUUAACAGGAGAAGAUCCUCCAAGCUCCCAAGAGGCCGUCUUCCAAUCCGUCGGCAGAGCGUUAUCGCUCGCUGCUGAUUGGUGGCGGAAACUCGCCGACGAGCGAAGAUUGGCCGGGUCCAGACAGGCGGUCAAGCACCGGCAAGCGGUCUCCGCUGCAACCCGCGGCUCGCCUUGCCUUCCCAAGCAGCCCCUAAACCCGUUGCAGCUAGCCCGCUGUAAGAGUUUCAGUGGCGACUCGGCGGGGCCAUCCAAUCAGGGUAGUAGUCCUACACCAUGGAGUACUCCGUAUGGAGUAUAA
Molecule: messenger RNA, 456 nt
Organism: Penicilliopsis zonata CBS 506.65
Lineage: Eukaryota; Fungi; Ascomycota; Eurotiomycetes; Eurotiales; Aspergillaceae
Exons: 5
Coding region: 1-456 (151 amino acids)
Source: RefSeq, a predicted model, not a curated record